GCGGCCAUCCAAAAGGCGUGUUCAGAGCCAUCUUUUAACGUCAGCGUGCGCGCGUGGCUGCGGACGCGACAGCUUGAGAGCUGCUUCGAAGUCCUGGCGGUCCGAGGCAUCCUUGAGUCGCUACAGCUCCGGGAAGUCCCACAGGAUGAUGGCAGCCAAAACUUGCCUGGACGCUUCGUAGACGCCCUUGCGAAGGCGUUAUAUGAAGGCGGCGACUUACGAGUCAUGCGUGGAAGUAGGAAGCUGCCAGAAGGUUGGGAGAUGGUCUUCUCGCGGAGUGUUGGUCUCUUUUACUACUGCGAGACGCAAAAAGGCGGGCAACAGAAUGGACGCACACAAUGGCUUUUUCCUGAUCUUCAUUCAGAGUCCGAGCUUCCCGACAUUCCGAAUGAUCUGGCAAAACGUGAGAGGGGCACACGUGCGAGCGGAGUUCCGUAUGUGGAGCUGGAUGCCGCAGGCGAGCCCUUGUGCCUGCUCUGCCAGCAACGAGGUCUGGAGCACUUUGCAGGGACUGCCCAUGCAGAGAAAGCCAAUGCCUGGUCUGCCGCGCACGAACGCCUGGCCGAUGUCCUGCGCGAGCUUGCAGUGCAAACCUUGGUGCCUGGCUCGGGAGCAAAGGCAGCAGAGGAGGAUGCAGCACUGGUUAAGGUUUGGCUUCAGGAUGCUCGGCACGCCGUCUUCCACGCCGGAUCACAGAAGCAGGAUGUUGAGCAUGCUGAGGUGUGCCGCAUUUUCUGGCAUCUGCUCCUGGCGCCGUGUUCCAGGGCUUCCCGGCUCGUGUCCGUGAAGGAGGCUUUCGACAAGGCUGUCUAUUUCGGCGGGCUUCCCGAGCCAAAGUGGGCAGACAUGCCAUGGCGCGUGCCAGUGCCACCACGUGCUGGAGAGGAUCUUCCUUGGCCAUUCCCGUCCACGCUGAAGCUCUCGCCGUCUACACCGCCUGAGGUGUUCAACGCCCUGUCAGCUCAAGCACUACUGCAAGAAGGGCUCGCAGUACAGGCCGGUGUUGUUGGAUCCUUGUGGUGUACCUUCUGCUGCAAACCUGUGAAGGUACUUCAAAAUCAUUUGGACCGGACCUCUGCGGAGGCGCAAGGGCACAUUAAGGCGAAAGCCGCCUGCCACGCCAUUGCGGACAAACUCAGAUCAGGAGGUUGGCAGCUACGUCGCGAAGGUCUGCAGAUCGUGAGGUUUUUAUUGUGGUCUCUGCAAUGCGUCGGGAAGAUGGACGCACAUCUGGAAUCAUCGCGACAGCUCUGCUCAUCAGCAAGCGUACAAAGCAUUUGA
Molecule: messenger RNA, 1281 nt
Organism: Symbiodinium pilosum
Lineage: Eukaryota; Dinophyceae; Suessiales; Symbiodiniaceae
Source: the annotation of a GenBank genome assembly